AUGAUUUUAAAUUGGCCGCGAACAUUUUGAGAGGUUCGUACAGAAAAAAAAGAACAUGAGAAAAAAAGACAAACUUCAUGAUUUCUUAAAAAAUUAUGAUAAAACUGAUUUUUUAUGUAAAUCGCUCUGGCUUCGAAGGAUGGGUGUAAAAAUAUUGAAUGGCCAGAGUACCGUGUGUAUUUGAAAGAAAUAUGCUCGAGCGAAGAUGACGGCUCGGAGCAGAUUCCGAUAAUCUCGAUUCAAGGGUCCUCGAGAAAUGGAGAUAAAUCUCGGUGAUUUCCGGUACGAGUGGAGACUCGAAAACGCGUUCGAUAGAUAAUACGCACGAUGAUUAUGAUGCGCUACGAAUUGUUUGAACUGGGUCAAUCAAUAUGAAGAACAGAGAAGAGAGAGAGAGAGAGCGAGAGCGUAGCGUCGUUAUGGGGUGGAAUAUUCUCUUUCUGUCAAUCCGUAUAGCGCGCACCACGCGUCCUUUCAGUGCUGCGGAACGUGCGCGUGAAAAUAUCUCGUCACGGUGGGGCACGAGCGAUAUACAUAUGAUCCAAAGCAAAUUGAUAAGGGAGUCAAGUGAAAAUCGUCGUCCGAGUUCCAUCCUCCAAAUAAUCCGAACAAAAACUAAUAAAGUGAAAAAAAAAUUAAAAUAGAGGCAACAUUAUUGUGUCGGGCGAAAAAAAUGUCUUCUAUUGGUAUGACCGUUGAACCCGUACCGGAAGCACGCUUCAAUGAAGUCAUCGAACAUCUGAGAUACAACUUUUUCGCUGACGAACCACUCAACAAUGGCGUUGGACUCUGCCGCAAGGGCGAGCCUCACGAGGAUCUCGAGAAACAUUGUCUCGCUACUCUACAACAAGGCUAUUGCAGAAUGCUCCUCACUGACGACGCCACGAUAGCCGGUCUCGCCCUAAAUGGAGUACUGAAAAAGGGGGAACGCGAGGAAUGCGAGCGCCGUUUGUCCGAAGUCAACGACGUCAAAUUCAAGACUAUAUUCGGCCUUCUGUACAAACUCAACGAAAAAAUUGAUUUAUUUGAAAAAUAUAAUGUCGACGAGAUUUUCGAGUGUCGUAUAUUGAGUGUGGACGAAGAGUUUCGGGGCAAGGGCCUCGCCAAUGUUUUGAUGAAGGACAGCGUUGAAACUGCGAAGAAAGCUGGGUUUAAGGUUUUCAAGACGGAUGCAACUGGGAUAUUUUCUCAAAAGGUAUUUGCCAAGCACGGUUUUGAGACAGUCGCAGAGUUGCCGUACGUGGAAAUCGAGGAGAAAAUCAGACCAGGUCCACCCCACAAGUCGCUCAAACUGAUGGUGAAAGUGCUGGAUUAAAACAGGCCAGAGAACAUGAAGAAAAAAAAAUUAACGCAGCAAAUCCAGGAUAAAGGAAAACGAAAAAUUAGUAGAUGGAACGUAAGCGCAUCUCGUAUACUCAAGUAUGACAAUAAGACAGAAAAACAGUAAAAAAAGGAGCGAAAAAUCGUAAAUAAGAAUGAAAAUCCUCUGAAAGAGGAAAAGAGGCAAAAACGAAAAGUAGUUGUACUCGUCGUGAUCGUCGUUGUUUCGUCCAGAGAUGGGCGCGUUCUCGAGUCUCUCUAAUUAACGAAAGAGUUUGCUCGGUUCUUAAUAUUGUGAUUGAUCGUUAGUUAGGUAAGUAGAAUCCGUAAACUGCCCUUCCAAAAACAUAAAAGAAAGAGUAAACGGGUCGAUUGAUCCGUUGUUGAGAGAUAUCGGAAGGUUGAGCCAAUGAAAAAGCAAAGAGAAACUUUGAGAGAGAUAAUGGAACGAAAUAAAUCGUCUUACGCGCUCAAAAGAGCUUAAAGUUUCCGAGAGCGUUGUUUUGCCUUUGCGACAAGAAACUGAAAGCACAAAAUUUAAAUUAAUCAAAAAAAAUAAUAUAUGUACGCUGAAACUGAAAGUAUAACACGGAAAAGUUCGUAAAAGAUUAUUAUUGUGUAACUGAUCACUGGAUGAUGGGUCCAUUAACGCCCCUGGUGGGGGGACGAUAUUCGUACGAACUAUCGUAAAAUAAAUAUUGAAUAUUUUUGUUGUCGUCGUAUAUAUUCUAAAAUACAUUAUACUGCGUUAUUUUGUAAGGAACAAAAUAAAGAAUUUUAAAAACAA
This is a messenger RNA of Venturia canescens, 2107 nucleotides long. RefSeq lists its product as uncharacterized. Gene Ontology annotation, molecular function: N-acetyltransferase activity. NCBI's taxonomy places the organism in Eukaryota, Metazoa, Arthropoda, Insecta, Hymenoptera, Ichneumonidae. The record is from RefSeq and is a predicted model, not a curated record. The coding region runs from base 674 to 1315 and encodes 213 amino acids. The transcript has 3 exons.